Molecule: messenger RNA, 1660 nt
Organism: Loa loa (African eye worm)
Lineage: Eukaryota; Metazoa; Nematoda; Chromadorea; Rhabditida; Onchocercidae
Product: dimethyladenosine transferase, variant
Exons: 8
Coding region: 12-920 (302 amino acids)
Biological process (GO): rRNA methylation
Cellular component (GO): mitochondrial matrix
Molecular function (GO): rRNA (adenine-N6,N6-)-dimethyltransferase activity
Source: RefSeq, a predicted model, not a curated record
UUUCAGUCAUUAUGGGUAAAGUUAAAUUAAAGAAAAAAAAUACACCAAAGACAAAUAACAGUAUGCAAGCCCUUCCAUUCAAUACUGGUCGUGGACAACACAUUUUGAAGAAUCCGGGAGUCGUCAAUGCUAUUGUUGAAAAGUCAGCAAUCAAAGCAACAGACACUGUUUUCGAAGUUGGAUCUGGUACAGGUAAUUUGACAGUAGUGCUUAUGGAAAAAGCUAAAAAGGUAAUCGCAUGCGAAAUUGAUCGGCGAAUGAUCGCUGAACUGAAAAAACGAGUGAUUGGAACAUCACAUCAGCAAAAAUUGGAAAUGAAACAAGGAGAUGUGAUAAAAAUGGAGUGGCCUUUUUUUGAUGUGUGCAUUGCUAAUCUACCUUAUCAGAUCUCAUCGCCUUUUGUAUUUAGGAUGUUACUGCAGCGACCUUUGCCUCGGUAUGCUGUAUUAAUGUUCCAAAAGGAGUUUGCGGAUCGAUUAUUAGCAAAACCAGGCAGUAAGUUAUACUGUCGGUUAAGUGUGAAUGUCCAGUUCCUUGCACAAGUAGAACAUUUAAUGAAGGUAAAGCGAACAGAAUUUCGACCACCACCAAAAGUGGAUUCAGCUGUCGUACGCAUCGCACCAAGAAACCCUCCUCCUCAAAUCAAUUUUCAAGUUGAUUCUUUUCUAAUAUGCAAAAAUUUUUCCACAUAUAUGGUGGAAAUAAUAAUAAAUGUACAAGGUUAUAAAAUAAUGCAUGUGCUUUGUAUCAGACUUAUUGGGCACAUUCCUAGCCUUAUUUUUAAUGCGUAUUUUGUUUAUGAGUGUUUUUUUUGUUACUAUGGUACUAAAAAGUGCGGAAAUGUGAAACAGAAAGUCGCGUUCCGCACAUUAAGCAAUUUUUCGGCUGAAAGGUUAUCCAUAUCACUGUUGGCGAAAUAAGAGUCCUGAAGUUUAUAGGAGGAAUGGGAUAAUCUGCUUAGGAUUGUUUUCCUCAGGAAGAAUAAAACCUUAUUGUCACUGUUUAAAAAUAAUCAAGUGUGUGAUUCACUGGAAAAGAGCUACAGGGCUCUCUACAGCAUUAAAAAUAAGGAAGUCGAGAGUCAAUUUAAUAUAAGAGACAAGGUGGAGCACAUUAUCACAGGAAGUGGUUUUGCGUCAAAACGUGCAAGGCAGAUGGAUACAGAAGACUUCCUUUCGUUGUUGCUAGCCUUCAAUAAGGAAGAUAUACAUUUUGUUUAAUGAACUGUUAGCGCAGAAGUACACGACAAGCAUUAAAUAACUCAGCAAAACUGAAUGUUAUUUUGUGGUCAGUCGGACCUAAACGUACUUCCUUCCUGACAAAUGGAAGUAUUCAUUUCCUGCGAUACAUACUAGCUGUUGCUUCGUAUGUUUGUAUUAUAAAACUUUCCGUUUGUUUUCUUUUGUUAUGAAUUUCAUCUUCAUUCAUCUCAUUUGUCGCAAAAAAAAUUGUUAGCUGUCGAAAACUGAAAUAUCCAAACAGGAGUUAGUGGCAAAUGUCGAGCUGGAAGUGUUUAGUGUGUCCAUUGUUGCUUUGUCCAUAGAUUCUAAAGCAACCUAGGUAGAUACCAGGAUAUGUUGCUGAGGUGGAUUUUAUAAUUGAGCAGCAAUACGACAUUGCAGAGUUUAGUUUAGGAGGGGUAGAAAUCUUCAUUAGAAGU